Messenger RNA from Magallana angulata, 1362 nucleotides. Its product is annotated as hydroxylysine kinase-like. NCBI's taxonomy places the organism in Eukaryota, Metazoa, Mollusca, Bivalvia, Ostreida, Ostreidae. The transcript has 6 exons. The record is from RefSeq and is a predicted model, not a curated record. The coding region runs from base 163 to 1326 and encodes 387 amino acids. Gene Ontology annotation, molecular function: amino acid kinase activity.
CAGAUUUUCCCAGUAUAAAUCCCGGUAAGAACGUGUUUUUUGUUGUUGUGAAAUCCUCCUGCGAUAAAGAGGGAACAAGUGAAAGAAGAAAUCUUAAAAUUUUUGCCACAUAUUGAUUUCAGUUCAUUUUCACUGACAGAGUUGUUGCUGUUAAACUGGCAUAUGUCGGACCAAAUUGACAUGAUGCAAGCUGUUGGAGAAACAAUCAAACCAGUUGUUCCGAUGAAACACAUUCCUCACCUCAUCAAAUCCUUAUACGGUUUGACGGUGGAGUCUUGCAAAGAAUUGGACAGUUAUGAUGACAAGAACUACCACGUAAUCGUUACUGGCCAAUCGGAGAAUCCCUAUAUAAAGCACCCUGAAGAGAAUGGUUAUGUUUUGAAAAUACUGAACAAGAUGCAGUCCAAAAAUCCACUAUUUGUUGAAGCGUUGCACACGUUGAUGAAUCACGUUGCCAAAAAUGGAAUCUCUGUUCCUCACAUCAUGAAAAAUCUUAAAGGAGAAGAUAUAUCAUUGGAAAAGAUCUACCACUCAGAAAACAUUACAGAUUCCACACCAUUCGAGUUUUAUAUUGUUCGUCUUUUUACGUACAUUCCUGGAGAGACAUUCUCUGCUAUACCAAUGCAUCCGAAGAGUCUCUACAACAUUGGAAAAGUCCUCGGAAAUUUUCAUGAUGCAAUGAAGGAUUUUCAGCAUAAAUUCUUUGAAACCUAUACAUUAUUGUGGAGUUUGACUGAAGUUGAGCGUGUAAAAGAUUUCUUUAUUGGAGUACAAGACGAGAAUAAGAAGGCACUAGUGACAGAAAUCAUCGACGCAUUCAACAAAGAAGUCGCCCCAAAAUACCAAAAGCUAACAAAAAGCAUAAUUCAUGGAGAUGUAAACGAGCGUAACAUUAUUAUGAAAGAAAUUCCAGGACAGAAAGUUGCAUCCGGGGAACCACGUGUUUAUGACGUCAGUGCACUCAUUGACUUCAAUGACGCUGUGUCAUCAUACACUGCGCUCGAUGUCGCGAUUUGUAUUGCCUACAUGUCGAUAAAAUGUAAGGAAUUCGAUCAGCGUGACGUAGGAGGCCAUGUUCUGGCGGGGUACUUGUCUGUACGUAGUAUGAAUGAUACUGAGAGAGAGGUGUUAAAAGUUUGCGUCUGUGCAAGACUCGCCCAGAACCUUGUGAUGGGUGCCUAUACCAACUACAUGAAUCCUAGCCAUGUUUAUGUCCUCAAUACUGCAGCUCGGGGAUGGCCGCUUCUGUCAAUGAUGUGGGAAACUCCGCAAAAUGAAAUUAAUGUACGAUGGAACAAAAUCAUAAAGGAAUAUGAAAAUCUGUAAAAAUGGCUUUGAAUUCAUAAUAGAUUACAUUUAAAA